Cuculus canorus (common cuckoo) is the source of this 1830-nucleotide messenger RNA. RefSeq names its product RAB33B, member RAS oncogene family (gene RAB33B). Gene Ontology annotation, biological process: Rab protein signal transduction. The coding region runs from base 102 to 785 and encodes 227 amino acids. NCBI's taxonomy places the organism in Eukaryota, Metazoa, Chordata, Aves, Cuculiformes, Cuculidae. Gene Ontology annotation, molecular function: GTPase activity; GTP binding. Gene Ontology annotation, cellular component: Golgi apparatus; endosome. The transcript is spliced from 2 exons. The record is from RefSeq and is a predicted model, not a curated record.
UGACGCGCCGCGGCGUCGCGCGCCGUAGGCAGGCGCUGCUCCCCGGGGUGGCGGCGGGGGCCGCGUCCGCAUCUCCGAGCGCCUCCUCCCGCCCCGCAGCGAUGAUGUCCGCGGCCUCCGGAGACCUGGAGUCGUCGCUGGAGCUGAGCCUGACGGGCAGCGGCGCGCUGCCCCCCGCCCGCUCCCGCAUCUUCAAGAUCAUCGUGAUCGGCGACUCCAACGUGGGCAAAACCUGCCUCACCUACCGCUUCUGCGCCGGCCGCUUCCCGCACCGCACCGAGGCCACCAUCGGCGUCGACUUCCGCGAGAGAGCCGUCACCAUCGACGGCGAGCGCAUCAAGAUCCAGCUAUGGGAUACGGCAGGCCAGGAGCGCUUCAGAAAGAGCAUGGUGCAGCACUAUUACAGGAACGUACAUGCUGUUGUCUUCGUAUAUGAUAUGACAAACAUUGCCAGUUUUCACAGUCUGCCGUCAUGGAUAGAGGAGUGCAAACAACACCUUCUUGCCAACGAUAUCCCACGGAUUCUUGUUGGAAAUAAAUGUGACCUGAGGAGUGCUAUACAGGUACCUACGGACUUGGCCCAGAAGUUUGCUGAUACUCACAGUAUGCCAUUGUUUGAAACCUCUGCCAAAAACCCCAAUGACAAUGACCACGUGGAGGCCAUAUUCAUGACACUGGCUCACAAGCUUAAAAGUCACAAGCCAUUAAUGCUUAGUCAACCCCCAGAUCGGUAUGAAAUACAUAUAAAGCCUGAAACAAAACCUGCCAUGACCUGCUGGUGUUAAAUCAUACUAUUAUCAGCUAUCACCUUGUCUUGUUUGCAAAUGCUUCAAAAUUAUGAUCUUGGCAAGGUUCCAGGUUUUGGUAGCAAUUAUAGUGAAUCUUUUUGGCACUUUAAUGUGUUUUUGUUUUUUUUUUUUUUUUUCCUGGUGUAAAUGUGGCCGUCUCAUGUUCUUGCACUUUGUAAUUGUACUCUCUGAAUUACUGAAGUUUCACUAUAAAUAUACAGGAAAGUUAACUUUCAAGUGAAGUUUUGACAAAGCAAUUCUACUUGAGCUCUUGCUGCCUGAGAUUGUUUUUGUCACUUGUGGUAAGGUUAUAAAUAGUCAGCCGGUUUACUAACAUAUUUGGUUGCUAUUUGCAUUGGAGUUAAUAUAGGAGAAAAGGUGUUUUGUGACAGCCACAUAGCUUGAUUUUUUUUUUUUUUUUGGGUCAGCACAUGGGGAGAUUUUUGGUACAUGAAGGAGUUCUUGGUGACUGCUAGUGAAUUGCUAAGCAAAUACCUUUUUAUUUUAACAACCAAACCCAGGACCGUCAGAUGAAGUUUGGGCUAUCAGUGUAGGUGUAAACUACUAGAUUUUGGCCUGUCAUUCCACUGUAAACUUUGUUUCUUCAUGGCGAUGGUAAGAACUUGUCCCUACCUCUAGACAGUUAUUUGAUACUUAAACUUCAUUAAUUUUUGAUAAUUAGCAUGUAAAACUAAGCUAUGCAUUCCUUCUUAUGGAAAGUACUGUAGAACAGGAUUUGGGGUUAAUAUGCGACUACAACAGUCCUAAACUUCUCUGACCUUCUUGACACUUCAAUGAGGACUUAAUUCCGUAGAUGCUGUAUUGGAGUUGAGUGUCCUAGGAUAAGUAAAAACACUUAAGUAAAUAAAAGAUUGACUGAAGCUGGCAAAAGUGUGCUGGUUUUCAAAGACAGGUGUUUCAGAGGAUUUUCAUGAUGAUUAAUACUUUUCAAAUGUCUUGAAAAAGCUUUUUAUGACCAACUUGCUAAUGUAUUUUAGGGAUGGAAAUGCUUAGGACAGAAUAUUGGGAAUACAGGACUUGA